Molecule: messenger RNA, 3578 nt
Organism: Dinoponera quadriceps
Lineage: Eukaryota; Metazoa; Arthropoda; Insecta; Hymenoptera; Formicidae
Product: caspase-1-like
Exons: 4
Coding region: 152-1060 (302 amino acids)
Biological process (GO): proteolysis; apoptotic process
Cellular component (GO): cytoplasm
Source: RefSeq, a predicted model, not a curated record
CAUCCGUUUCCGUAUAGUGCGUCACUUCGCGCGUUUAGAACGGAAUUGAUCUUUGUGUGUACGAGUCGAGCUACCUAGACCAUACGAUUACAAGACUGCGCCACGAGAUCUUGCCUUUUCCCUGUGAUCCCGGAUUUUCGUGGGAUAAGUCAUGUGUUCGCUCAAGCCGGAUGGCAAAAAUCACACCAUGAUACGCGACGACGAUGUCAGUGACGCGUUUGGCUGCACCAGGAAUAGCAUUGUUCCCAUAGGGCCGUUGCAAACAGCACCUACAGAUCGCUAUGCUUUUUACUAUAAGAUGAGCCAUGAGAAACGUGGCUUAGCCAUUAUUUUUAAUCAUGAGUUCUUCACAGUCUCGCAUCUCAAACCUCGUUGCGGUACAAAUGUCGAUUGUGAGAAUCUAAGCAAUACACUGAAAAACCUUGGUUUUGAAGUAAAUGAUUUUCAUAAUUCGACUCACAAAGAUAUAAUAAAAAAUUUAGAAAGGGUUGCAGACAUGGAUCAUUCCCAACAUGAUUGCCUGAUAGUGGCUGUACUAAGCCACGGUGAGCUCGGAAUGCUUUAUGCUCAUGAUACUGGGUACAAAGCUGAAUCUCUUUGGCAAUAUUUCACUGCCGACAGAUGCCCGACUCUGGCUGGUAAGCCCAAGAUGUUCUUCAUACAAGCCUGCCAGGGUGAUAGACUGGAUUCAGGUAUUACACUGAAAGAACGUACCGAAACGGAUGGACAGUCAACCACAACAUUCCGUAUCCCCAGUCAAGCAGACUUUCUGAUUGCUUACUCAACCAUACCUGUGUCUCGACCGGCAGGUUAUUAUUCCUGGAGGAACACCAGUCGUGGAUCAUGGUUCAUGCAGGCGUUGUGCAUGGAAUUGCGCGAAAACGGCACCCGUUACGACAUGUUGACUCUGCUAACGUUCGUGUGUCAACACGUCGCCCUGGACUUCGAGUCGAACACGCCUGAUAAUAUUACCAUGCAUCAACAGAAACAAAUCCCGUGUAUCACUUCUAUGUUGACGCGUUUGGUGAAGUUCACAACUCCGAAGAAUGGCCUAGUAUAGUCGAGCAUUGUGAAGUAAGUAAUUAUCUACUUACUCAUUACGUACACAGACCAGCAUAAUGUAACGGUAGCCUUAAUAUGUCAUAUAACCGUGGUAGUAAGAUAUCCUAUCGUACGCAUUAUCGAUUCAUCAUUUAUUUAUCACUCGAAGAAAUAGCAGCGAUUUGCCAGUGGUAUAUUUGUUAUAACAAUAGCUGCACAAUAAUAAUAUUCAGAAACAGAUGUGAACGGUUACAAGUAGCUUAAUCAUUAUAUGCGUGUUAAGGCUAUGUCUUGCUGGUAUGUGUACUCACGAUACACAGGUCUGAUCAUCUCUCAAAGCUGCUAGCUGGAUGGAACGUACCAAUUUUAUUUAUACGCUGCACUUUGCCAAUGCGAUUGUUGUGUAUUGCAUUUUGGGAACAAGAUGUUGUAUCUUGUAUAUUUAAUAAUUCUACAAAUUGUCCGUGCAAGUACUAAAGUAACGUUUAAAAGUAAACAUUCAUACAUUAAGAAUAGCAAUAUAAGAUAAUAUCCUCUUAUUAUUGAUAAGUUUCUGUACACAAUAGUAUUAUUUUUCUUGUUUUCUUCUUUCUCUACUUAAGUUAUUCUUUUUAUCCUAUCUCUCGCAAGAGAACAGAUAACUACAUACUGCCACAUUGUGCAUUUAUUUUUCACGUCUUCAGUCACAAUUACUUUCAUGACACAAAGAAUACAUAUUACAAAAAGAAAGUGAAAUAUAUGUCCUUUCGUUAUCUUAUCUGAAGGUAUAGCACAGAAACAGCUAUUUAUGACAAGCAUUAAAGUAUAAAACACAAAGAUUUAUUAGGAGACACUUGAGAUCUCCUCUAAAGCAAUCGCUUUGCCUGUGAGAUCUUCAUUUAGCAAGUAAUUGAAGUACAUAAUAAGUACAAAAGUGACAGAUUUACCGAUUAUAUUAAAUAAUAUACCAUAUAUGUAUUCUUAAUCAUAUUUUCCAUCGGUAUAUAAUUUAUAUAUAAUAGCAUAUAUAACAUACAUUGAUAUAUAAAUAUAUGAAACAUAUAUUGAAGAAAAAAAAUCACAAUAAAUAUUUCAUACAUUCUAUUGCAAUAGCACUUUGAUGUUGCAUAUAUAUAUUAAUAGAAUAUUUUUUAAUCAGUAUAUACGCGAUGUGACUGUCCUAAACUUUUACAAUCAUAUACGUAUAUUUUAUACCGAACAUGUGUAAGAGCAAUCUGUGUACGUUCAUUGCAAUAAGCAAUAGCCUGACGUCAACGAAACAAUGUGUAUUUCGCGACUCUACGCAAUUGUAUAACCCGCCUGAGAUAGAAAAUAGUUGUGAUUACCUGUGUAUAAGCAGCAACUACAAUGAGUAUUCAGACGUUACAGAAACAGUUUUGAAAAAGAAAGUGCGAGAGAAAUUUCUCCGUAGUUAGGCUAAUUGAGAUAAGUUACCUGUGCAUGCGCCGAAGUAUCAGUCAGCGGAUGUACAAUGGAAUGGAUAGUUAAGGAACAAUUAUAUAUAUAUAUAUCGACGGCUGCGGCUAAGAGCAACAAAAUUUUGCGAAACGUGAUACUGAGUCUUUCAUAGUAAGAAUAAUCGAAUUCUCAUAGGCCUUAUAUAUUUGCAAUUGUUUUAUAACUACGGUUAAACUAUAUAAGACUAUAUAACAUAAAUACAUAUAUACAUAUAUAUGUGUACAGGAUGAACCAAUGUGAUUAACUUAAUUUUUUGCUGUUAGUGGAGCGAUUGAAAAUGUUCUUGUUCAGUAUACCAUGGUGAGCUUCAGGAUGAUCUUAAAGCUCACCUUGAAUCAUGUUAUAUUAGACAAAAAAUUUUUCAAGCGAUUCACUAACAGCAGAACAAAUUAAGCUGAUCACAUUCCGUGGCUUACCUUGUAUAUUAAGACAUCUCAGGCCGCGUUCUGAUAUUUACUCCCAGUACUGAAAAUCUAUAGUUUAUGUCACGUAUAUUAUAGAUUUUCAGUACCGACGGUGAAUAUCAGAGCCGCAGCCUCAAUAUACAAGACGUUAGUAGUUCUGCGAAUCGCGUUUUCACUUAUUGUUCCUCUUAUAAAAAUGGCUGCGUUCAACAGAAGCGCUUGGUGGUCACAUUGUCUGUGAUUGGAGCAUGCUUGAUAGAUUCAGAAGAGUGUGUAUUCGUCAGGAGUGAUAAUCACUGAACGCUGGAUUUCUGCUGGAACGCCGCCCGUAAGAUGCUCGCAGUUUAUAUCAUGCGAACGCGAUGUUGCGAUGUGAGCAUCUUAUUAUCUAAAAGAUGUUACAAAGUAAUUGCUCAAGAAUAUAAUGAUGCGGUUGCAAAGUAGAAUUGCACAAUGUCUCACGUACCGUAUUUUUGUGAUAAGUGUGCGCUGACAGGUGAAUUCAUUUGUGAAACUGCAUUUUUCAACAUUGAUACCGGUAAAGUAGCAAUUUCGCAGCAUCGUUAUACCGUAGCUUUAGCGAUACUUAAGUGUGCUUUUUGUAAUACAUAUAUUUGUAAUAUCUUUCUAUACACGGACUUAUACAAAUUUACAAAAUAAACGGGAUAAAACGCA